This is a messenger RNA of Aegilops tauschii subsp. strangulata, 426 nucleotides long. The record is from RefSeq and is a predicted model, not a curated record. Lineage: Eukaryota; Viridiplantae; Streptophyta; Magnoliopsida; Poales; Poaceae.
AUGGUCUACGGUGACUCAAAUUUGGUGGCCAAUCAGGUGAUGAAGGAGCAGGAUGUCAGAAACCUUUCCAUGACAGGAUACUGCAACGCCGUGAGGAAGUUGGAGAAAAAGUUUGAAGGUCUGGACCUUCACCACAUUCCUCGAAUCAAAAAUCAAGCAGCUGAUGACUUGGGAAAAAUCGGUUCCGCUCAGAAGCCUAUGCCCAGUAACGUGUUUCUUGAGCAUCUUCAUUCCCCAUCAGUGCAGGAGGAUACUUUCACUAAAGAACCUCCCCAAGCGAUAAGUCCUACCAAUCCAAAUGAAAUCGAGGUACCAGCAGUUAUUGAUCUAGUUAUAGAGAUCCUAGUAAUCACCCUCGACUGGACAGUGACAUACAUUGCAUAUCUGGUAAGGCAGGAGCUUCCAGAAAAUGAAGUUGAAGCAUGA